Nelumbo nucifera (sacred lotus) is the source of this 1874-nucleotide messenger RNA. Its product is annotated as P-loop containing nucleoside triphosphate hydrolases superfamily protein. NCBI's taxonomy places the organism in Eukaryota, Viridiplantae, Streptophyta, Magnoliopsida, Proteales, Nelumbonaceae. Gene Ontology annotation, molecular function: ATP binding; RNA binding; RNA helicase activity. The record is from RefSeq and is a predicted model, not a curated record.
GGGAAUUGGAAUCGGGAGCAAAGAGAGUCAAAUAAAUGAAUUUUAUUACAAUUACUUUAUCGUGCUGAGAAAGAGAAGCAGAGGAAGAGUGCGGAACAUCAUAACAGGAGACCAAAGCUAUGGCAGAAGAAGUGAGAAACAAAGUAACCGCUGAAAAGAAAAUGUCAAAAUGGGUCCGACGCCCGACGGUUGACGAUCACACUAUACCCUUUCGCCAUAUAUGUACUGUGCGCCUGAUAACACCCCAUCACCCUCCAUGCGCAAUUUAGCCGGCGAUGCCACUGGGACCAUUUUUGUGCUGUGAGUCCCACCGGAUAUGCUUAUAGCGGGAUAAUCAGUUAAUCACGACCAUCCGAUUAAUUGGGACCCAUUUUUGGACCCGGUUCAUAUUAUCUGAUGCCAAAAGAAGUAUUUAGCGAGCAUUUUAAUCUUACUCUGCUCCUUUUUCCGCUCUUCCAUGGCUUGCUUCUCCUUCUCUGCUACUCGGCUUCCUUCUCUUACAUGGAUUUCAUAUCGGAAAACCAGUCAUCCCCGUCUGCUUUCUCGAUCACAGAACCCUAGCUUUAGAUUUACAACCGCCAUUAACUGUACAGCUGAGAUUGCGGACAGAACUUCGACGCUGCGAGAAAUCUGUGAAGGUCGUGUUCCAGAGCAUAUACUGCGCAGAGCGGAAGAGAUUGGAUUUGUUAUACCAACAAAUGUGCAGCGGCAAUCUUUACCUAUUCUACUAUCUGGACAAGAUUGCGUUCUUCAUGCUCAGACAGGUUCUGGGAAAACACUGGCGUACCUCCUACUAAUUUUUUCAGUUAUAAAUGUUAAAAGAUCUACUGUGCAAGCACUGAUAGUGGUGCCAACUAGAGAACUUGGCAUGCAAGUUACAAAAGUUGCUCGGAUGUUGGCUGCAAAGCCUGUGGAAACUGGACCAGAGCAGAAGAAUUGUACAGUCAUGGCUCUUUUAGAUGGAGGGAUGUUGAGAAGACAUAAGAAUUGGCUAAAGGCAGAGCCUCCUACAAUAGUCGUUGCAACCAUGGCCAGUUUGUGUCAAAUGAUUGAGAAGAAGAUUUUCACACUUGAAACAAUGAGGGUUCUGGUAAUUGAUGAGGUCGAUUGCAUGUUCAAUUCAUCAAGACAUGUGCGAUCUCUUAAGAAACUGUUGACGUCAUACUCAUCCAUCAAUAACCGCCAGACUGUUUUUGCCAGUGCAUCCAUCCCCCAGCACAAGCGCUUUCUGUAUGAUUGCAUACAGCAGAAAUGGACAAAGAGCAGUGUGGUUCAUGUCCAUGUAAAUCCAGUUGARCCAAUGCCUUCAUGCUUGCAUCACAGAUUUGUGAUUUGUCACAGAAAUGAAAAGUUGCAAACUUUGCUAUGCUUAUUACAGACAGAUGCACCUCAAUGUGGCAUAAUUUUUGUUGCUGAACAGUCAGAGAAGUCAAAGAAGGCUGGAAAUGUUCCAUCAACGAUCCGUGUAGUCGAAUUCCUGAAAACUUCCUAUGGUGAAUGUUCAGAGAUCCUUCUCCUAGAGGAAGACAUGAAUUUCAAUUUAAGAGCAUCUACUCUAUCAGAGGUGAGGCAAGGUGGGAGUUGUGGGGCUUAUGUUCUAGUUGCAACAGACAUAGCAGCCAGAGGAGUUGACCUGCCAGAGACAACCCAUAUAUACAACUUUGAUUUGCCAAGGUCUGCAAUAGAUUAUCUUCAUCGUGCUGGAAGGACCGGUAGGAAGCCAUUCUCCAAUGAGACAUGCAGCGUCACUAACAUGAUUACACCAGAGGAGCGGUUUGUAUUGCAAAGAUUUGAAAAUGAGCUAAUGUUUCAGUGUGAAGAGUUGUCUGUCUAAAAACAGAAGCCCAUCUUAAUUUACAUAGUUAUUCUUUUCA